Physella acuta is the source of this 3387-nucleotide messenger RNA. Its product is annotated as dual 3',5'-cyclic-AMP and -GMP phosphodiesterase 11A. The record is from RefSeq and is a predicted model, not a curated record. Lineage: Eukaryota; Metazoa; Mollusca; Gastropoda; Physidae. Gene Ontology annotation, biological process: signal transduction. Gene Ontology annotation, molecular function: protein binding; 3',5'-cyclic-nucleotide phosphodiesterase activity.
AUGGAGGCGACCAGUUCCAACAGUGUGGAGGAAUGGCUCGAUUCACACCCUGAGGAUAUGCAGGACUACUUUCUCAAACACGCUGACGUCACGCUUAUAAAUAGAUGGCUGGCGGCGCAUGGAUACAACCAUCUUCCGGAGUUCAGCGCCCCACUCCGCAACAGUUCACUUACAAAUUUGAGCAACGACAGCAGCAACCCCUCGUCACCUGUGGACACUCGCUGUAACGACUCGGGAUUCUUCGACUCCUCCCGGCACCAGAGAUCCAACUCCAAGAAACACCUGCGACACGACUACGCCCGCUCCAAGAAGAGAAACAUCUUCCGGACAUACGAGCCCAACGGGGGCGACUCCACGCUGGAGAGUAGACGGAACAGCCUGAAGGAGAUGAGGCAGUUCCGUUCACUCCCGCCGACUUCGGUCAAUCUUUUAAGCAUGCUGAUACAGUCCAAGGUCCGACUACCCCGCUAUCCCAGUAAAGACAUUGACCACAAGAAAGAACUCCGCGACACCAACGAGCGAGAUUUUUUCCUCGAAAUCGUCAAAGACAUCUCCAACGAGCUUGACCUGAAGAGCCUGAGUGCCAAGAUCGUAGCCAACGUCAGCUGUAUGCUAGACGCCGACAAGGUCUCGUUGUACCUGAUCGAGGGCAAGGCCGCCGGGAAACCCGUCCUGGUGUCCAAGAUCUUCGACCUGCACGCGGGCACCAGCAUCUUCCCAUCCUGCACCGGAGACAUCCGGGUGCCGUGGGGUCAAGGGGUCAUAGGAUAUGUGGCUGAGACAGGGGAUACGGUCAACUUGAAGAACGCCAUGCAGGACCCCCGUUAUAACGACGAAAUGGGUAAAAUCACGGGCUAUCAGGCGGAAACCCUGCUCUGUAUGCCGAUCAAGAAUGCCGACAACGACAUAGUGGGCGUGGCACAGGCCUUGAACAAAAGCAAGGACGAGGGAUUCAGCAAAGACGAUGAAAAGAUGUUGGCUACAUAUUUGACGUUCUGUGGAAUCGGCAUCCAUAAUGCUCAAAUUUUUGACGCGUAUUCUAAAGAGUACGAGCGAAAUAGGGCACUUCUGGAAGUGGUCCACGACCUGUUCACAGAGCAAACGUCAGUUGACCAGGUGGUCGUGAAGAUCAUGCAGCGAGCCCAGAGCCUGCUCAAGUGUGAGCGGUGUUCACUUCUGCUGAAGGACAAGGACAGUAACUCCGAGAACGCCUUUGACAAAAUCUUCGAUCUAGCCUGCCCAAUAAAGAAUGGACAUUUAGGUAAUAGCAGUGAUCGAGACAAUAGUCUAAGGGUGACAAGCAAGAUAGCAGAGUUAGUGUUACUGACAGGGGAGACAAUCAACAUCACCGACGCUUCGCAGGAUCCGAGGAUUGAGCACGAGGAUGAAACAGUCAAAGGUAUUCGAACAAGAUCGGUGCUCUGUAAACCUGUGAGAAACCGACAUUUUCAGACCAUAGGCGUUGCUCAAGUGGUUAACAGAAUAGACGGACUUCCAUUCGAUGAUCACGAUGAUCUGCUGUUUGAGGCUUUUGCAAUCUUCUGUGGACUGGGCAUUAACAACUGCCAGCUCUACGAACAAGUUUCUUUGUCGGCCGCUAGACAGGCUGUAGCGCUUGAGGUUUUGUCUUACCAUGCGUCAGUCCCCCACGAAGAAGUUACAAAAUUUAAGGAAAAGCACGUACCUGAAGCACACGAGCUGAGACUCACAGAGUUCACCUUCAACGACUUCUCGCUAGACAAUGACCAGAUGAUGGUCGCUUCUAUUCGAAUGUUCAAUGACCUGGGUCUCAUGAAGAAAUUCCGCAUUGACUACGAGACGAUAUGUCGCUGGUUGCUAACCGUCAGGAAGAACUACAGAAAUGUCGCCUACCAUAACUGGAGACACGCUUUCAAUGUAUGUCAAGUCAUGUUUGCCAUUAUGCAGCAAUGUCCAUGUCACAAUUAUCUGUCAGAUAAUGAAACUCUGGCUCUACUGGUCGCUUGUCUCUGUCACGACCUGGACCAUAGGGGAACCAACAACGCCUUUCAACAAAAAUCAAGUUCAGCUCUUUCUCAGCUUUAUGGGACUAACGCUACACUUGAACAUCAUCACUUUAAUCACGCUGUCAUGAUACUAAAUAGUGGGGGAACAAAUCUAUUUGGGAACUUGGGCUCUGAGGAUUUCAGUGAGGUGACCAAAUUAUUAAAACACGCCAUCCUUGCCACAGAUCUUUCUUUACAUAUACAACUUAGAGGGAAAUUUUUUGCCAUGGUUGAUUCAGGACAAAGAUCCUUCGAUGACCGCGAAUCUAAGGAGACUUUCAGAAGUAUUUUAAUGACUGCCUGUGAUAUUGCUGCUAUUACUAAACCCUGGGAAGUGCAAAGAAAGGUCUCAGAUCUAGUCAUCACAGAGUUCUUUGAUCAAGGCGAUAAGGAAAAGAAUGAAUUAAAUAUCCAGCCCCAGGCUUGUAUGGACAGAGACAAAAGGGACGAAGUGGCGAACUUACAGCUGGCCUGGAUUGAUGGAAUCUGCCUGCCGCUUUAUAAAGCUCUAGUGAAGUUGGACAACGCCUUUCAGCCCAUGCUCGAUGGACUCUUGGAAAACAGGUCUCGGUGGGAAAGGCUGGACGCCGAGCGUCUGAGCAAACACGCGAUUCUGGAAACUGGUGUGUAGGGCGAGAUGUGUGCAGACAGACUGUGAGCACUGGCUGAAAUGCCAACUAGAGAUAUGACAUCUGAGGAUGACAUUCAUAGACUAGCACCUAGUGGUGUCGUUGUAUAACAAGGGUGUUUAGUCAUCGGUGUUUACUAGCUCAUAUCAACAAACGUAAUGUUGAAUCAUAGCUGUAUUGGCUUUGAAUACUAGCCUGAAAAAAAAAAACUUCACAGGUGGAACAACUCUAAACGUUUUGUUUCUCGGAGUUACGGGACAUUUUUCUAAUGGAAAGGGGAAAUAAUCACAGAAUUGUGUCUUGCAAACUGAAGAGUUACCACUUCUGAAAUGUGUUAUUAUUUCAUUCUGCCAAGGAUAUUGAUUUGAUAUUUAUUAUUGAUUAUUAUUAUUGAUUUUUUAAAUAUGUUGAACUUGUUGAAUUUUGGAUCACUUAAAAUGUAUUGAUAAUUUUACGGUUUAUAGUUUAAAGUUACAUUUACCAAUGCGUACUUCCUACAAUCUUAUUUUAUCUAGCCCAUUUCUUCUAGGUGAGCUGAACAGCAUGCAAUACAUUAAAACAUUUAUUUGAUACCACAGCUAGUUUAGUUAUUGUCAGACUCCUACAUUAUGAUAUUACAAAGUAACGUAUUGUAUUGUAUUGUUUGUUUAUAGAAGUCACAUAAUGAUUGAUUAUAUGACGUGUGAGUGGGUGUGGCCUGCCUGAUGUGACACAACCCAUUAUUUAUUAGCUUC